CAACUGUUAGGCUUCAGAAUGGAAAAGGCUCUGGAAAGUACUAGAACACUGUAUUUAAGUAGGAUCUCUGCUGUCCUCUCUUACUGAGCCCCAGGGUCUUUUUUUCAUACAGUGAUCAUACCUGUCCUAUYCUUGUGAGGCCCUAUCAGUGAGAUUGGCUGAGAUUGUGAAUGCAGAAAAAUGCCCCUACCAGAGGCUCUCCCUGAAAGGGCAGGACUCCACCUCUCAUUGGCAUGGCUCUAGCCCUGCCUUAGUUGCCUGGCAACAGUUCUGUGUCUCUUGACAGAGGACACACUAUGGCAGGUGGAAGUUCAGGAGCCAAGAGGAUAGUGGUAUACCGAAAUGGGGAUCCCCACUCCCCAGGCCGCCAGCUGGUGGUGWCCCAACGCCGUUUCCCCACCAUGGAGGCCUUCUUUUAUGAGGUGACAUCAGCCGUGCAGGCCCCACUAGCUGUGCGUGCUCUCUAUACACCUUUUCAUGGCCACCCUGUCACCGACCUGGCAGAACUGCAAAAUGGAGGGCAGUAUGUGGCUGCUGGCUUCGAAAGAUUUCGCAAGCUUCAGGAGUCCCAGGUYCCUCCCUCUCACCAGGUGGUUCUUUGUCUCAGUGUGUUUAGGAAUGGGGAUCUGCUAAGUCCUCCAUUCAAUCUGAAGGUGUCCCAGGCUGCCAUUCAGGACUGGGAAACUAUGUUGAAGCUCCUGACUGACAAGGCCAAAUUACAGAAUGGGGAUGUGCAUAAACUCUGCACCCUGGAGGGGUUCACACUGUCAUCGGUGGAGGCUCUGGUGAAUGGCCAUUACUAUGUGGCUGUUGGAGAGGAUGAAUUCAAGGCCCUUCCCUAUCUGGAGCUGCUGGUGCCCAGUCCCUCCCUGCCCAGGGGCUGCUGGUAUCCUCCAGGCCUGAAGUAUAGACCYCACAGGCAGAGGGACCAGAGCCUCAGGACACAGGUCACUCUUCCCUUUCCAAAAGAACCAGCACAAAUUGAACCAUCUGUUUUCUAUGCCAGACCCCAGCAAAACAUUCAGCCAAGAAGCAAGCUCCCCACUCUCUUGUUUCCAUCAGGAGUUAAGGGAAUAUACARGGAUCCUCACCCAAGGAGGGAGACAACAGGGGCCCAAGACAUAGCAGACAAUGAAGACACCUGGACAGAGCAGCCCUUGGACCAGGUAAACUCCAGGAUCAGAAAGCCAUACUUGGAGAUGGGAGUUUAGAGCUAGAAACUGGCAGUUCUGAGUCCAGGAACAGGUCCUCCCUUUGUGACUAUAAGAUCUUCUAACAUCCUAAAGCUUGACUUUCUACCUCAUUAAACAAAGAAGCUGGGCAAGGUGGCACAUGCCUGUAAUCCCAGCAGCUCAAGAGGCUAAGG
This is a messenger RNA of Urocitellus parryii (Arctic ground squirrel), 1366 nucleotides long. RefSeq names its product doublecortin domain containing 2B (gene Dcdc2b). Lineage: Eukaryota; Metazoa; Chordata; Mammalia; Rodentia; Sciuridae. The record is from RefSeq and is a predicted model, not a curated record. Gene Ontology annotation, cellular component: microtubule organizing center; microtubule. Gene Ontology annotation, biological process: intracellular signal transduction.